Molecule: messenger RNA, 2519 nt
Organism: Aricia agestis (brown argus)
Lineage: Eukaryota; Metazoa; Arthropoda; Insecta; Lepidoptera; Lycaenidae
Product: piggyBac transposable element-derived protein 4-like
Exons: 4
Coding region: 183-2408 (741 amino acids)
Source: RefSeq, a predicted model, not a curated record
UUUUAAGUUUAUAUUUAAUUUUGCAUGUAUUUGGAAAAUUCAAAAUUGCGCGCAUAAAGAAAAAUAAACAUACCUACAAUCUACAUUGAUAUUUGAUUAAGUGCGUUAUUAGGUACUUAUUCGUGAAUCGUGUGUGUGCUGCUUUGUAUUUUGUUCGAAGUUUUUGCUGGAUUCCUCGAAUCAUGUCAAUCUGGCGCGCCGAUCAGGAUCCACCUACAGAUCUCCUCGAGGUCUUAUAUGGAGAUGAGGACGAGAUUUUUGAUGAAGAGGGUGGAUACGACGGAUCAGAUCUGAGUGAAACGGACCUGGAAGACGAGGACGACCCAAUGACCCCUCCACGAGCAGUGUCCCGCGAGAGGUCACGAUCGCCAUUGUCGUUUUCGUCAAAAUCUGCCACGGUGCCUGCAGAUGGCGCGGUUUUGCGGACGUUAGACGAGUUCGGUGCCCCGGUAGCCCCGGAUACCCACCUAUUGUAUGCGUCAACUGGAGAGCGUGAAAGAGAUGAACGGAAUCGUAGAAGAGGAACGUGUGAGAGAAGGAGUGGCCGAAGGGGAGUGAGGGGUGUGCGAGGACAGAUUGCACGUGGGGGUGGGGAUCCGAACCUGGCCCAUAAAGGAGGACGUCAGUGGAAGUUAGGACAGCCACUCCGUGAAAUAUGGCCCCACGAUGACGACGUUCCACCUGAAUUGUUAAGUUUGGCGACGGAUGACGACGGACGACAGAGGAGCUUGCGUGGUGAUGCCUUGGUCGAUAGUACUGAACGAGGAAGGGUUGCUAGUGAGAGCGAAAAUGAGUUGGAAUAUUUCGACGCCAGUGAUGGAGCUGAUGCUCUCUAUAGCCUGGAACGCCAGAACCUUAACUUUGAAUGGUAUCCUAUGGAGACCUUUCAAGGUCGAGAACAAAAUUUUCAGCCAGAGCGUACUGGUUCGGUUCGGGUUUUCGAUUCAGCCUAUGACGCUUUUCGAUCCUAUUGGAGCGAGGAUGUCUUAGGUUUAAUAGUGGACGAAACGAACCUUGCCGCUUCGAAAGUUCCUUCUGCUGCAUUCCAGGCCGAAUGGUUCCCCACAAAUAUGCACGAAAUUUUAUGCCUCUUUUCGUUCUGGAUGAUGUUGGGGAUCGUCAAAAUGCCAACUAUUACUAGUUGUUUUUCUGUCGAUCCUCUCCUGAAAACGGAAGUUUUCAGACGCAUCUUUACACGAAGAAGAUAUGAAAUGUUAAGUAGAGCAUUACAUUUUGAAGAUUUCGACCCCGUUAUUGAUAACCGAAAUCCCUCCAACGCUGGCGCCAGAAACUUCGACCCAUUACACCGUUUGAGACCAAUAUUAACACAUUUAAAUUCCGCUUUUCAAUCAAAUUACAUUUUAAGUAAAGACAUUUCUAUAGGUGAAAGCCCUACACUUUGGAAAGGCAGAUCUAAACGGUAUAAGCGGGCUAAAGCUUCUAAGUUUGGGAUCAAAUUAUUCGAGCUUUGUGAGAGCACCACCGGUUACCUAUGGUCGUUCAUUGUUCACACCUUUAAUCAAUCCGCAACAGAUCUGGAGUCGCCCGGAGCGCUUGAAAGCACAGCUGUUGUGAAAAAGCUCAUUGAUCCUCUACUAAACAAAGGGUAUAGGUUGUUUAUGGACAAUUGGUACAAUUCCCCCCUAUUAGCUAGAUUUCUGAAGCUCCAUGGUACCGACUUCGUUGGUACUUUUGGAUCUUCCCGUCGCGACGUUCCCAGUUUUAUAAAUAAGGCUCCUCUUAAAAGGGGAGAGUACAUCGCCAGACAUUCUGGCGAUGUCACUGUUUUGUCAUGGCAAGACAAGAAACGAAUAACCAUGAUUUCCACUUGUCAUGGUUCAUCUACAGCCUUGCCUACAGUCUCUUCUAGACCAUCAUCUCGGAAAGUCCCCUUUGAACCACAAGUGAUGCUGGAUUAUAAUAAAUUCAUGCGGGGUGUAGACGUGAAAGAUCAGAUGUUGGAGCCUUAUUUAUUAGAAAGGAAUCGUUGCAAAAAAUGGUGCAUGAAAUUUUUUAAACGCUUUCUAAGUGUAUCCAUUCUCAACUCUCGCAUUCUUCUACAUUCAUCUACUCAAAAAAAUUUUGAUGAUUUAGCUUUCCGCCUUGAGCUUGUAGAUCACAUCCUCAUGAAUCAUCUAUCACAUUGUCCGCAAAGCCGUAGAUUUACAGUGUCUAGCAGUAGAUCUACGCACCAUCAACCUAGUAGAUUUAACCUUUCUGCACAUUGGCCUAUGUCAUUGGAACCAACAGAGAGCACUUUAGCAUGCAACCGGAAAUCCAGGAAGCGUUGCUUUGUUUGCCUGAGAAAUGGCAAAAAAAAUCAAAAAACCUCAUACUGUUGCGAAUCCUGCCGCGUGCCAUUGUGUAUAAAGGAUUGUUUUAAGGCUUAUCAUGCAUCACCACCAUAAUAAAUUUCUUACUAAUUGUUCAUAAACCAAUAUUAAAAAUCCCGGCGAGAAGAACCGGCGUAAGGAACUCACAUUCGCAUAAUAUUGUGAUUGGUAUUGUAUGAAAACAGA